AUGCGACCCGCGUGCCCGGUCUCGCUGCCACCGCUCGUGAACGUCGCUCGCCUUCUUCCCGACGAGGCCGUUGGUGCUCGCCGCUCUUCGUCCGAGUCGUGCUCCCCGCGAGCUCUGCUGUCGCUCAGCUUGGCGGAGAAGGGACACGUAGCAGAAGAGAGCAGCUCAGCUACGCUCUGCGACUACGACGGGCAGAAGGAGCUGGAAGCCAGACGGGACGGGUGGAUCACGGCAACCCAGUGGAAGCUGUUCUUCAGCUGCCGCGGCUACGACUCGCGAGCUGAGCAGGCGCCCUAUCGGAGACAUCAGCUACAGACUGACGGCGCCGUCUCCGGGAUUCGCUGUGGCUACGAUCCGCAGGCUAGAGGAGUUCACCGGGUGGUCCAGGCGCUUCGAUCACCCCACCGUACUGACCCCCUGACCAGCUCGUCCAAUCCAGGAGAGGUUCUCGAUCUUCAGAUCGGAAGCGAUGACGAUGACGUUCUCGACGAAGUCAAGUCUCGCACGUCUUCAGCGAAACCCGAAGCGCCGCGUCCACAUUCACUAACUGCAGCAUGUGCGGCGCCCCCGCUUGACGCACCAUCAGAGGCCGUCCCCACGUCGCAGCUCGAGGACCACGACAGCACCGGCGCUGCUUCGUCCUCACUCGAGCGCCAGGCGAGGAGAGCUGGCAGCGAUCGCCUUGGAUAUCCCGACCUGCGAGAUAAAUUGAAUCUCCUCGGGUGCCGCCGACGACGGAAGCCGCAGCGCCAGCGAUCGUGCUCCUACAGCGAUCUCCGCACCAAGCUGAGCGACAACAGAGCUCGCGGGGAGCACGACUCGGACGAUGAGCGGCGAGCACCAACGGCCUCGUCGGGAAGAAGGCGAGCGUCGUUCACGAGUGGCGGCAGCAAGACCGGACACGCGGGUCGCAUAAAUGCGCGUCAAGGAAUUGCCCUUCGAAGGAAGGCAUACGUAGACCUGGACCGCCCUGCAGAGGAAGACGCGGAGAAGAGACACGUAGCAAAAGAGAACAGCCCAGCUACGCUCUGCGACUACGACGGGCAGAAGGAGCUGGAGGCCAGACGGGACGGGUGGACAACGGCGACCAAGUGGAAUCUGUUCUUCAGCUGCCGCGGCUACGACCCGCAAGCUGAGCGGCCGCCCCAUCGGAAUCAUCAGCUGCAGGUUUACGGCGCCGUCUCUGGGACUCCCUGUGGCUACGAUCCGCAGGCUAGCGGAGUUCACCGGGCGAUCCAGACGCCUCGAUCGCCGCACCGUACUGACCCCCUGACCAGGUCAACCGGGGGCCGAACGUCGACACAGCGACGUCGGGCCCAACGACGUGUCAUCGGAAGCAGCGACGACGAGAUGACGUCGGUGGACUCAAUCUCGUCUAAUCCAGGAGACGUCAUCGAUCUUGAGAUGGGAAGCGAUGACCAUGACGUUCUCGGCGAAGUCAAGUCUCGCACGCCUUCGGCGAAACCCGCAGCGCCGCGUCCACAUUCACUAACUGCAGCAUGUGCCGCGCCCCCGCUUGACGCACCAUCAGAGGCCGUCCCCACGUCACACCUCGAGGACCACGACAGCACCGGCGGUGCUUCGUCCUCACUCGAGCGCCAGGCGAGGGAAGCUGGCAGCGAUCGCCUUGGAUAUUCGGACCUGCGAGAUAAAUUAAAACUCCUCAGGUGCCGCCGACGACGGAAGCCGCAGCGCCAGCGAUCGCGCUUCCACGGCGAUCUCCGCACCAAGCUGAGCGACAGCAGAGCUCGCCGGGAGCAAGACUCGGACGAAGAGCGGCGAGCACCAACGACCUCGUCGGGAAGAAGGCGAGCAGCGUUCACGAGCGGGUACAGCGAGGCCGGACACGCGGGUCGCAGAAAUGCGCGUCAAGGAAUGGCCCGGCGAAGGAAGGCCUACGUAGACCUGGACCGCCCUGCAGAGGAAGACGUGGGUGACGUCGACGGUGCGGGGCCUUUUCAUGACCUCACCGCUUCUUAUUAUCGGCGUGCACACAUAUAA
Molecule: messenger RNA, 2001 nt
Organism: Dermacentor silvarum
Lineage: Eukaryota; Metazoa; Arthropoda; Arachnida; Ixodida; Ixodidae
Exons: 5
Coding region: 1-2001 (666 amino acids)
Source: RefSeq, a predicted model, not a curated record